This is a messenger RNA of Neltuma alba, 2578 nucleotides long. RefSeq lists its product as uncharacterized. Gene Ontology annotation, molecular function: ATP binding; MAP kinase kinase kinase activity. NCBI's taxonomy places the organism in Eukaryota, Viridiplantae, Streptophyta, Magnoliopsida, Fabales, Fabaceae. Gene Ontology annotation, biological process: MAPK cascade; protein phosphorylation. The record is from RefSeq and is a predicted model, not a curated record. The transcript has 8 exons. Gene Ontology annotation, cellular component: cytoplasm. The coding region runs from base 1 to 2394 and encodes 797 amino acids.
AUGGCUACACUACCGACGGAUCUGGAUCCACUUGUUCGUGAACGCUGGUUGAGAUUACCGCCUUUUUAUGGGACGCUGUCUACCAAACAUACCUUCCUGCUCGUUAUUACUUGUCUGGCAUGCUCGUGUGUUUCUUUUGAGUGCAUGGUUAAAACAGGGAAGGGAGCAAAUGAGCGGUUUCAGACGGUGAGAGUGCUCACAGUAGCCUAUAUUUGGCGUUUGAUGCAGUUUAUAUUGGGGCAAGACAAGGUCCCUCCCCUCUAUUACCUACGAAAUGUUCUCCCAAUCUAUGACCUCCCCAUCACUGUAGUUUUUGCUGCUUUUUGCUACGUCCUUCCUGUAAUUGCGAAAUCCCCGGAAGCUAGUUUACUUCUGCAUGCUUGUUUUCUGCUCUGGAUUGUGUACGAGAAACUGAAACAAUAUAUCAGCCCCACCCCAGCCUCUUCUUCCAUCACCAAGUUGCUUCAUCAACAGAAUAAUGAUGCUGCUAAUAAUUCAAUAUCUUCUAACCCAUGGGAAACACUGCAUGCUUUUCAUAUUCCACUUAUCGACCAUUUCACCGUCAUCCUCCUGGCGGCGCUAUGUGUUGAUUUAGGGGUCCAGAUUGAAAGCCUGCACGGAACAGGGGCACUGGAAUGCUGGAGCCUGUUGCUUCUAAUAAAAAUUAUGUCCUGUCCCAUGCCGUCGCCCGUGGGGGUGAAAUUCGAGGGCCUUUCCGACCAACACCCACGGAAGGUUAUCCUAUCUUAUCACCUCCCAAUUACUGCAGCUAUCACUGCUUUUUACGGCAUCGUUCGCACAUUUCCCAAAGUCUUACUCCUUGCAUCAUCUAUGGAUUUAAUUUCUCUGGCUUUGGGGCAAUGCGAAACACAGGUUUUUACUGGGGCUGCAGAAGUUGGAGCUGUUUCUUCUUUAAACACUGGCUUGGUUCAUCAACACAAUUAUGCUGCUCCUCAUUUAGUCUCUUCUGCAUCGAAUUUUAUAUUUGAUGAUCCUAGCGGGGGUGGCGGGUCCUUAUCUUUUCAUGUUGCCUCUAGCAGAGAUCCUGCAGUCUCAUUCGUGGCUGCGCAACUGGGGGAUCGGCCUCUUCGUGAAUGCCCGUUGAGAUUAUUAAUGCCCUCUACUGCGGAGCUGGUUUCACAUUUUGGCUUAGUGAUAUGUUUUGCUCCAAUGGUCCUGGCUAAAACACCGAAGGAAGCACAUAAGUUGCUGGAACUGUUUCCCGAGCUCAUGGGUUUUGCAGCAGUGCAACUUUCAAAAUGUCUGCACGUAAGAUGGGCGAAACACGGGAGACCUCACGGCUAUUGCCCACGACAGGUUGAACGACUUUAUGGCAUGACAUUUACUGCAAUUAUUAUCUUGUCCAUCGUCUUACGUUGGCGUUCCGAAUCCUUAUUCGUUGCAUACGGUCUGGUUUUGCAUCUUCUUUUCCUCAUCAUCAGCACUCUCGACGUAUCUGUAUCCCUAACAGAGGGCGGGGAAGUGGAACAAAAUAUCAGCCGAACCCCAGCCUCUUCUGUGAAAACUGAGUUUCGUGAUCAACAGAAUUAUGAUGUUGCUGCCAGUGCCUGUGUGGCGCAGUGGCAUCAUAGCCGCCUGUUGGCGGCCUUUAACAGGGUUCGAUCCCUGCUCGCAAGGUCUACUUGCCUACUCCAAAAAGAAGAAGAAAAGAAUUAUGAUGUUGCUCAUUCAAUCUCUUCUGCAACCAACUUUGGCCAACGUGAAAGAGAGGAUCCUGCUGGGGCUGCAGAAGCUGGAUCUGUUUCUUCGAACAUUGAUCAACACAAUUAUGAUGAUCCUCAAUCAUUCUCUUCUCCCUCAAAUUUUAGAAAAAGGCCAAAACGGGAUCCUCCUACUGGGGCUGGUGGAUUCGCAUCUGUUCGUGCUGCGUCCUCCAUAGUCUUAAGUCCAAUACAGGAAGAAGAAGAUGAUGAUGAUGCUAAUUCAACAUCUAAUGCCGACAAUUUUAGCAGAUGGAAAAAGGGGAAAAUUAUUGGGGCUGGUGGAUUUGGGACUGUUUAUCUUGCCUAUAACAGGAAAACUGAAAAAUUAUGUGCAGUUAAGGAACUUAAAGACAUUUUCAAACCUGAAAAUGUAGCAUCGAUAAAGAAGGAAAUCGAAAUUCUCAGCAAACUGAAACAUUCCAAUAUUGUGAAGUAUUAUGACAAUGAAAUAGUUGGACACCGCAUUUGUCUAUACAUGGAAUACAUCCAACCAGGUUCAUUGAAGAAGUAUAUAUCAGAACAAGGGGUUUUAAAUGAACAUUUAAUUCAAAAUUUCACUGCACAAAUUCUGUCCGGGUUGAUUUACCUGCGUAGCAAAAGAGUAGUGCACAGGUAUGUUCCACAUGCCUGUAUGGAAUACGCUAGACAUUGUAACACACAUAUCUUGUAGGAUAAUUAAUUUUUUAACUUAUGUUUCAAAAUCACACUGAAAAUAGGGUUGUCAAAAUGAUAAGCAUAUGUUGGGAUUGUCUUCCUAAGUAAUUUAUUGCCCCCGGGACAAAAACACCACUGGCACACAUUUCUUCUAAUGCAAACAGAGGAGAAUUUGGGGGAGGUUCACAAAAACAUAGAGG